Messenger RNA from Sodiomyces alkalinus F11, 1227 nucleotides. Its product is annotated as UBA domain-containing protein Ucp14. Lineage: Eukaryota; Fungi; Ascomycota; Sordariomycetes; Glomerellales; Plectosphaerellaceae. Gene Ontology annotation, molecular function: serine-type endopeptidase activity. The transcript is spliced from 2 exons. The record is from RefSeq and is a predicted model, not a curated record. Gene Ontology annotation, cellular component: membrane. The coding region runs from base 235 to 1050 and encodes 271 amino acids.
CAUUGACUUGACGAAUCGACGAGAACAUAGGCGAAGGCCAGCGACCACCGCUUUUGAGUCGAUCGCUGACGGUGUUGUACGAACUAUUGGCAAUCGAGCGACCUUUUCAGGCAAGAGCACAGAGGACAUCCAUCACUUAGACGUGUCUUAAGAAGCUGUCUAGGUCCAACGACUUCAAUUUGCCGCCUUCCAUGAUACGAUGUUAAUGUCCGCACAACCGUCCGCCCCGCCAACAUGUCAUUCGCGAAUGCGCCGGUGACGCGUACGCUUGUCCUCGGGCUGGUGUCGUCCUCGACCUUGGCCAGUCUAUUCGACGUAAAGCAUUGCUUCUACAUUCUCGUGGACACCCACUUCUGGCAGUACCGUCAGUUCUGGCGCACGCUAAGCUACCAGCUAUGCUACACAAACUCAACCGAGGUGCUCUUUGCCUCCAUGGCAUUGUAUAACAUGAGGAUUCUUGAGCAGAUGUGGGGGCCAAGGAAAUAUGCCUCGUUCGUUCUCGUCAGCUUCCUUCUGACGUCCUUGAUCACGCCCACCUUACUGUCCCUCUUCCUACGGCCUCUGACCAUUGGGUUGUUCAAUUACUUGCCGGCCGGGCCGACGCCCGUCAUCUUCGCUAUUCUUGCGCAGUACCAUGCCAUCGUCCCGCACAUGUACAGGUACCGCGUGGCGGCAUCGCCAAGCCAGCAACCAAACGAGACAUCACCCAGCCUCACCUUCUCCGACAAGUCGUACCGCUACGCUUUGGCUAUUCAGCUAGCUCUGUUCCAGUGGCCCGGCUCCUUGCUCGGCGCGCUGGUGGGCUGGGUUGUGGGGUAUGCAUGGAGGAACGACUUGCUCCCUGAAGCCUUGAUGCAGUGCAGGGUGCCGGGAUGGGUUGUCGGAAUUAGGACGCAGAGGAGGCGAGACGAGUUCGAAGGGCUGAGGAGAAGAUUGGAGGGGGAGAACACAGGUGUCGCGUCCGGGUCACAAGUUCCCGUGGAUGGAGGGGUCGCGACGCAACGGACUGUUCCUCAGGAGAUGCGAGACCAACUCAGGGGUCUGAUAUAGGACUGCGCGGGCGUUCUAUAUCUCUGCUAAAACACGGCUAGUCCAGAGUUGAGGGAGCAAAAAAAGUCUCUGCGGAGAUAAAAGGCCAUAUUUUCUAGAAAGAGAUACGACAUAUACCACAAUCAAAAGCUCCGAGAGUCACCCCAGAUUCCGACGCCGCUGCACUGUCUUCUCCAG